This is a messenger RNA of Talaromyces atroroseus, 1263 nucleotides long. Its product is annotated as putative GTP cyclohydrolase-2. Gene Ontology annotation, biological process: riboflavin biosynthetic process. The record is from RefSeq and is a predicted model, not a curated record. Lineage: Eukaryota; Fungi; Ascomycota; Eurotiomycetes; Eurotiales; Trichocomaceae. Gene Ontology annotation, molecular function: GTP cyclohydrolase II activity. The transcript has a single exon. The coding region runs from base 1 to 1263 and encodes 420 amino acids.
AUGGCGGAGAAAUCUCCGUAUAUCGCUCCGCAACCGCGACGGCCGAAUGUCCCUCUCGCCGCGCUGGAUAAUUCCGACAGAGGAGAUUCCUCGACCAUAACACCAGAGUCGCACGGUAUUGAUAGCCACCGGAGUCUUCUGGCAAGAGCUCUCGGGAAUGAGGCGAGCGCCAAUGCCACCCCGGCUCUCCCAGAAUCCAUUAUUUCCCCCGCCUUCACACCUCCGUCCACACCAGGGGGGUCCGUUGUUAUUUCCCAGCAGGCUAUCCGCGUGCAUCCACAUGAUGCGUCAUCAUCGCAUAAGACACAGGCGCAUGUGCCGAAGGGGCCCAAGUUGAUGGAGCGAUUGCCGCACGUUGAAUGUAUUGUUCGCGCACGUAUUCCGACCACAACGGGUGCCGAGAUGUUUCUUCAUUUAUACCAGAAUGACGCGGAUAAUAAAGAGCAUUUGGCUAUUGUUUUUGGAAAUCAUAUCCGAUCGAGAAGUUUAGACCGUGUGCAGGAAGGAGAGACAGAGAUGGAUCGUAUGAUCCGAGGGGCUUAUGUUGGAAGAUUACAUCCUGGUCGAGUGAGCAGUCGAUUUGAUGAGCCGCACUCUUCCCUUGGGCCAGAGGGAGAAGGGGUGGCGAAACAAGGGCUUCAAGCUCCCCUUGUUAGGAUUCACUCUGAAUGCUAUACCGGUGAGACAGCAUGGUCUGCUCGGUGCGACUGUGGCGAGCAACUCGACGAAGCUGCGCGGUUGAUGUCAAUGGCGUCGGAGUCAGCGGCGGGUCUUUCUGUUAACGAAGAUGGCUCUAUAUCAGAUAAUACAUCCCCCCUUUCUUCCCCGGUUUCCGACAAUGACGGGCCGGGAGGCGUGAUUAUCUAUCUUCGACAAGAGGGCCGUGGAAUCGGAUUGGGGGAAAAGCUCAAGGCAUACAACUUGCAAGACCUGGGUUCCGAUACGGUAGAAGCCAAUCUACUCCUGCGUCAUCCUGCCGAUGCACGAAGCUAUGGCCUGGCCACCGCGAUGCUCGUUGACCUCGGACUCGGUGCUGACGCGUAUCCAGAAGGAAUCCGGCUGCUCACCAACAACCCAGACAAGGUCUUGGCUGUGGAAGGCCCCAAUCGGGAAGUCCGCGUCAAGGAACGAGUAGCAAUGAUACCUAUAGCAUGGAGAACUGGCGGACAGAAGGGGAUUAGAAGCAGGGAAAUAGAAGGGUAUUUGCAAACCAAGGUCGGUAUUCCUUCUCAAGCCUACGUCCAGGCUUUUGAUUCAAGUUAA